AUGGCGUCGACAGCCAUAUCUCUCCAACUCAGACCCAAACACAGGCCAUUUCGUAACCCUAACUUCCUUCACUACUUCUCAUCUUCAACACCAGACCCUAAUGCCGAACCCCAAAACCCCACCACUUCCACCUCCUCCUCCUCCUCCUCUUCAUCCCAAUCCCAAUCCCAAGCUUCUUUCUCUUCGUACUUUAGCGACGUCAAAGCCAGUCUCAAGCAUCAAUCCCCACCCCAACCACCUCGCAAACCAUUUUCUCUCUCCUCCCCCUCGAAUCCUCCGCAAGCACCUCCUUCAAAAGUGGCGGCCUCUCUUGAAGAAAUCCGCAAGAACCUCUCCGAAUUCCGCCGCCGCUCCGCCGCUCCACUCCCGGACGACAAAUCCCAAUCAUCUUCUCAAUCCUCUCGACACAUCUCAUUCCAAGAACUCUACAAGCGCAAUGUCAUCUCCAAAGGCGAAGAUUCCAAUACCAAUGAAGCUAGCAAAGGCGGAGGGAAGCUCUCUUUCGACGCCAUUCGCGAGAGCUUACGUCAUCUCCGAUCGCAGAAAAAUCAAGGGUCUGGAGGAAACACAACCAACGAUCCGAUGUCACUUUCGAGGUUCAAAGAGAGUUUUAAGCUAAGGCCAGUUGAUCCUAGUGUGAAGGAAUCGCCGGUGGUGAUUGGGGGGAGUGACAGGUUGCCCUCAUCGGUGUUUGGGAAGGAAAUGAGGGAGAAAAAAGAGACGGAGGUGACGGCGAUGACGACAGAGUUUUUGAGGAUGUAUAGUUAUGGGGAUUUGGGACAGAAGUUGAGGAUGCUGAGGCCAGAGGUGGCAAAGAAAGAGACGCAGAAGAAUUGGUUUUCGUUGGCGGAGUUGAACGAGAGGCUAAUGAAGCUGAGGGAGAUUGAGGAGAAAGAGUCGGAAUCGAGGAUUGGCGGGAUUUCAUUUAAGGAGUUGAGGGAGAGUCUGGCGAAGCUGCAGAUUUCGGAUGCUGAGAAGGCAAGGAAGACUUCGAUGGAGAGACUUAAUGUCUUGGGAACUGCAAGCUUCAUGUUGGCACCUCCAAAGGAACAUUUAGUCGAAAAGUAUUUCCAUCCAGAUAACAUGUCGUCUUCAGAGAAAAUGAAACUCGAGCUUAAGAAAGUCAGAGAUGAAUUAAAGAUGUCAGAAUCAGAUUGUGGAUCUUUUCGUGUUCAAGGUAAAGCAAUUUAA
This is a messenger RNA of Ilex paraguariensis (yerba mate), 1191 nucleotides long. The record is from the annotation of a GenBank genome assembly. Lineage: Eukaryota; Viridiplantae; Streptophyta; Magnoliopsida; Aquifoliales; Aquifoliaceae.